UGGCUUUCAAACUGUGAUACUCCAUUAGAAAUUGAUUUUACUCCACAAACCAGUAUAUGAAACAAGAGUUUCAGAAAAUGUCUUUAAUAAGUGCAGUGUACGCUAAUAUUUCUCAUUCUAUCCUAUUGGGCGGUGGGGGCGGGGGGAGCUGUUUGCCAUCCCUAAAAAGAUAUCAAGACUCACUCAACCCUUUGUCCCUUGAAGCAGGUGUAGAAACAGAGGGCCAGAGAGCUUAUGUGGCUUAACCCAAGGGCUGUAAGAGGACAGAGCCAGGAAUAGAAGUGAGGUUAUUUUCUAAUCUGCAGUCCAGUGUUCUUUAACCACAUUGUGUCCCUUAUUGUAUGACUUCUGGAAGUAUUUUUCUUGAGACUGGUUUAUGUAGAAAAUAUUUGUUGAGUACUUAUUGUAUACCAUAAAUUUAUUUGUAUUAUAAAAAAUUGGCAUUGAAGGGGGAAAGGUGAGAGAGAUGACCCAGCAGAAAUGCACAUAGUCUCUGAGCUGCUUCUUUGAACGUUGGGUGAGGAGGGCUAGAGGAGCUGGGUUAGCAGCGCUCGCAGCACCUGGACACGUAGCUAACUUGAGGAAGAUAGGUUGUAGUUGGCAAAGCCGUUUAGCCAAAAUGGAGCUCGUUGGAUAUUAGAACCUUUUUCCAUCCAAAGCAUCCAAGUUACCCCAGCCGCUUGGAGGAUUUAAGUACCUGGGAUGCAAGCCACGUACAUAAUUUAAAAUUUUCUAGUUACCACAUUAAAAAGAUGAAAACAACCAGACCAGCUGCUAUGGAGUUGAUUCCAAUCCAUGGCGACCCCAUGUGUGUUAGAGUAGAACAGUGCUCCGUAGCGUUUUUAAUGACUGAUUUUGGGAAAGUAGGUCACCAGGUCUUUCUCCAGAGGUACCUCUGGGUGGACUGGAACCUCCAGCUUUUUGGUUAGCGGCCAAGCACAUUAACCAUAUGCUCCACCCAGGGACUAAAAUGAAAAUAGAACUUAAUGAUAUAUUUUAUUUAAUAUAUUUAAAAUACUAUUCCAACAUGUAAUUAAUAUUUAAAACCUUAAUGAGAUAUUUUACAUUUUUGUACUGUCCUCAAAUCCAGUGUAUAUUUUACAUGUAGUACAUCUCAGUUCAGACCAGCCACGUUUCAAGUACUCAGUAGCCACACAUGGCUAGUAGCUACUCUACUGAUGUAUAUGGCACCUAAGCAGCUAAAGAGGUAGACAAUUACCGACUUACUGUUUCCAAGCUCCAAAUCCAUCCUCCUUUGCGCUGCUUUGUUAGUCUGGAGCUGCACCCUAGAAACUCUGCUCUCUUGUUAGCUGGCAGGAUGUUAGGCUUCAUCAGUAGAGGGCACUAGAGCGGCACUGCAAGGCAAUAGCAGCAGGAAGACACUUGGGCACUGGUUCUCCGUUUUUACUCAUCUAGGGACCCAAUAGCCCAUGCAGAGGAACUCCAGCUAAACCUCAGGACACCUUCCCCCAACCUGGCUUCCACUUAGGCCCUCAGACAACUCACCACACUCUCAGGUAACUGUCUCCCCAAUUCUGUGGGUCACGCUAUCUGACAAGUUUCCUUACCACUGGCGUGCAUGUUCCUGUGGAAGUUAUGCCCUCUUGAAAGAAGUCUGACUCAGCUACGAGGGGAGGAGAACCUCUCCUAGUCUUUAUUUCCUUUAUUUUUCACUUUUCCUCAGCCUACAAGUAGUAGCUGUUUUUUUGUUUUGUUUUUCUAAAUACCUUUAGAAUUCUCUCUUAAUAGUUACCCAGCUUCUACUAGUUAAUAGUUACAUUAGAAUUUCCCUGUUCAAGUAUCUGGUAUGAUAUCUGCUUCCUCAUUGAAGUGACAUACUCUGGAAUCUGUUAAGAAGCCAUUUUAGAAUGGGGCCACUUGAUAAUAUGUUUUUGCCGUUAACAAAAGCCAUAUGGAAUUGUAUAUACCUGCGUUGUAAUCAAUGACAACAGGUGUUUUGUUUUAACCUAUAUUAAAACUUUCUAGAAGUUAUUUUAAAAUGUGCCUGUAAUGGAAAUAUGGCUUAGCUACUUUAAGUAUACCUAUUUGAUGCAGUUCCAAUUUUAUCUUUUAUUUUUUUCCUUCCGCUUUUUAGAUAUGUUCCUUUGUGUGGUGUACAGCAUUUGACUUUCAUACAAAGGUUAGCAAGAUAGAGACUUUAAUGUCUAGAAUUUGGAUGUAGGAAUCAACAUUCAUGCAGGUACCUUCCCAGUCUAUGUCCCCAAGUCUCCCAGCCUUUCUAAAUGUGAUGAUGAAGUAAAAUAUAGAACAUUUCCAUGAACACACUGGAAGCAUAUAGAGGUGCGUAGACUUUGGAGCCAGAUAAAGUGUGAAAAUGUUUCAGGCUAAAAUUAUAUCAUCUAAAUAUUGGCCGGGAAGAGGUCCUUUAUACAUUUGUUCCUGUGUUGUAACAGAUUCCAAGAAAAUCUUGUCUCUAUAACAGUGGGUGCUCUAAAGUUCACUUUUGUGAAGAGAUGGGAAGGCCCAUUACUGAGGCAGGGAUCUUCACUGGACUGCUGACAUUUCAUAAGGAGAUGCCAUCUCUACCCCCAGCUUCAGUGGUUACGUGGAUCUGCCCUUAAUCAGCAAGGAUAUCUGUACUCCAGGUACUUGUCAGAGAACAACUGUGUACUCUCUAUUGCCCAACACUUCAAAAUCUCAUUUCUGAGAAAUGUUUAUGUAAUCCAUCCAUUUCUCCAGAAAUUUCAAAAUUCUUAAAUUAAGCUCACUAUAGAGACGCCAAUGGCUUUUUUAAUGGCUCAUAGAGACCUUUGUGCCUGGGUUGCCUUGUUUGGCUCCACAUCGAGUUUCCUUUACCACACUUAACUUUGGACUGCAUUACGAAAAAGACAUUCAUACUAAGAACGACAUUGGUUUACUGUAGCACACAAUAGCUUCUUUGAGGACCUGCGGGAGAAAUGUCAAGUUUCAGUUCGGGAAUAAGUGUGCUUCUAAACAAAAGGUUUGCCCUAUCUUUUAAAGUCUAUGAAUAAUGUACCAAAUCACAUACUUACAGCUCAGAGUUUCAGCCAAGUUCACAGUCCGCUUACAGCAAAUGUAUAGGACAUUAAUGGUUUCCAUUACUCGGUCCUUACCUUUUGGCUUUAUCUGAUUUUUAGAAACAUUUCUCUUUUGCUGUAAUUUCAUUUUGUCUUUUCUUUUUUCUUUCCUCCCUUUUUACAUUUUGUACCAUGUUCUUAGAAACUGUCUCAUUUUGGGAUGAGGCAGAAUACAAAUAAACAAAGAUAUGGAGUGAAUGAGUUUUAAUAUUGUCUUCACUGGUCACCUGUGUGACCAGAACAGAUUUUCCCAGCUGUAAAAUGAGAAUCAUGCCUUUCAGGCUUGUGAGCAUUAAAUGACAUAAAAGUGUUAUAAAGCAUCCAGAAGGGCUCAUGAUACAUGGUAGGUGCUCUGAAAACAGAACAACCAGAAUGCAAUUUUAAAAGAGAAUGUUGACAUAUUGUGGAGUGACAUUAAUUACAUUUUUCACAAUAUGUCAACAUUCUCUUUAAAAUUGCAUUCUGGUUCUGUUUUCAGUAGUCUGAUUUCUCUGCCCCCCCUUAUCCUCUCAGCUUUGCUCUAGAGUGAUUGUUGGUCUUUUGGUCUUUUAUAGAUACUUCUUUUUACUGGAGCACUGUACUCACAGGUAAUAUCUGGAUACAUUCUUUCUUAAAUACAUACAUAUAUACACGUGUUAGGGACUUUGCCCUGAGAUUCUUGAGACAUAAAUAGGAAUGAAACAUAGACCUUACCCUCCAGGAGUUUUUGCUUGAGUUACAAAGGUCACUGAGUGAGCAGACAACUAUAAAACCGUGUGGUAGAGGUCUACACAGAAGGAAUGCCCGUCCUAGGCUAGGGGAGUCAGGAAGCUGCUUAGAAGAGGUGGGGCUGAGCUUGACCUUGGGCAGAGCCUUUUUACAAUUGGCUUUGAUACUAUCACAUUUUCUCAAAUUAUGCUGGAGACAUUGGGAAGGGGAUUACAGCCAGCAUCUUCCAAGUUCCUUUUGAAUUUCACGAUUAUAUGAAAACUGCUUGGAUUAAAGGAAAACUAGCCAAAUGAUUACCAGAAAAAAGUGGCAUGACAUUAACUGAUUAAAACAUUUUCUGAUAAAGUCAGGAACAACAGAAAGGCAGCAAAAUAAGUGUGCUACAGUGUUAUUUCUAGCUAUUUUACUGAAGUUUUAGAAAUUUAAGAACCCACACUUUGGGGCUUAAUAAAUAUAUAUGGAAUAGAUAAAUCUAUUCAUUUAAAAAAGUGGCAAUUUCUGGGAGAAAACUAUGUCUGGCAUAAAUGUAUUUAGUCUAGAAGCUACCAGAAGAUGUCGCUGUUUCCCAAGUAACCAUCCAUUACAUUGGCCCUUUUACAGUUCCGGUUUUUGAACACCGACAACCUAAGAAAGAUGUUGAUAAGAAUAUCUAGUUGGUGGUAUUGAAGCUAUGAAAAGGUUAGGAUCUCAUAAGAAAUACUUGUCGAAGAUGUCUGAGUUUGUUCCAUCUUCAUUCAGAACACCCAAAUAAUGAACCCUGUUCACUGUUCUAUAUAUUGAAAUUAUUUGGACAUUUAAAGAAAAGUGAAGGUGGUAAAAAGUCAUCCAAAACUUCCUCUCCAAUCUUGAUUUCCCCCCACAUUCUCAGGUUGUAUCCUUAUGAUGCAGCUGCAUUUACUAAAUUAUCAGAUUUUCUAGGAUAUUUUGGUCUUGGAACAAUUUAAGUAAACCUUGGGUCUUUUUUUCAAGUCACCACUCAUGGUAUAUAAAGCAAAGCUAAAGUUUUUCCAUGCUGUGAUAACACUGGAUGAAAUGAGCCAAUGUUUUCCCAAUUUCUCACAAAGAAGUGCUUAAGACUAAGUCUGAUCCAGUAUAUACUCGGAGUACCCAGAGAGUAACACACAUUAAAUAAAAAGAAAUCAUUCUAUUGUCCUAUAGCAGGAAAACCAGUAAAAAAAAAAAAAAAGGAUGAAUGUCUUAUGUUGGGGGCUGUGGGGAGUGUGAUCCUCCAAGUUGAAAUGAUAACUUGUUACGGGCAACCAGUGACAGCAAGCAAAUGAGUACAUGGGUGUGAUUUCUACUCCCAGCUCUGCCUGAUAACUCAGAAGAACCAAGAAUAUCACUGGUCCUCUCCAUGCCUUUGGCUUUAGCAGUAACGCGGAACAGUCUGCCCAACCUAGUUCUCUAAGUAGUUAGGAGGCUCAAAGAAGCAGUGAAGAGUGAAGUUCAAACUGAUCAUGAAUAUAAGGAAUUCACGUUCUAAGAAAACUCUUCUAUGAUAACAGUGAAAUAACAAAUGCUUCCAAGCUGGGUAUUUAAAGGCAUCGUAAACCCAACCCAAAAUUGUUCCUGUUGAUUCCAAUGCAUAACAGCCCCAUGUGUUUUACAGAGUAGAACUGCUCCACAGAGUUUUCUUGGCUAUAAACUUAAUGGAAACAGAUCGCUAGGGCUUUCUUCUUUGGUACCACUAGGUGGGUUCAAACCUUCAGCCUUUAGUGUAGCAGUGGAGUACAAACCAUUUGUACCUCUUAGGGACUAAAAACAUCAAUUUCUGUGUUUUGACUAUCUGGUAAUUUAUUUUAAAACCCUGUUAACAUAAUACUUGGGAAAAAAAUGUCACCUAAUAUUUAGGUGCGGGAUCAAAAACCUGGUGAUCUGCUCCCAUAUAAGGUUACAGCAUAGGAAAUCCUAUGAGACAGUUCCACUCUGUCCUAUUGUGUUGCUAUGAGUCGGAAUUGAUUCCACUGCACACAACAGCAAUAAUGUUUAGGCAGUUACAGUGAUGGACUGAAAACAGACCUUGAUAUGUUUCUAGUGUGUCCAUGUAUGCAAUUUUACAAAGUAUUACAGAGAAGGAUUUUAUUUAAUAGUGGUAGACAAAUCCUGUAACUUAGGAACAUAGAGGCAAUUUAAUUGAACUCCAGUACCUAACUCAUGGUCAGCGGAAAUAUAAUGGGAUUAACAGUGUUUUAUUGUAGACUGGAAACAGUGGGAUAUAAUAAAGUGAGCAUUUAUAAUCAGAUGGGUUUAAAUCUGGCUGCACCAAAGCUAAUUGUGUCAUUUUUGACAAGUUCUUGAGGUUUAGCCUCAUUUUCCUCAUACAUAUGAUAGGAAUAAUCUUAUUUUGUCAUCCAACUUUGCCAUAUCCACUUUUUUGUUCUACUUUGUGAGAAUGAAAGUCGAGUAAAAACGAUAAGGAAGCAAUUCCAAUAGGAGGGGUGUCUUACCCAGACUGGGGUGGGUGGUGGCAAUCUCCACCCAGGAGCUAAUACAUCAGUGUUUAAUAUUAAUUUCUCUUCAUUUCUGUCAGUUUGCCCUAAAUGUUAGUGGAACUUUUAAAAGAAGAGAAACAGAUUAGUAUAUAAUGUUUAAAAUCACCCAAUUAUAUUUAUUUUUUAAGAUUUCUAUGGUAGCUAGUGCAAGCUUACGUAUAGUUAGGUGCUCAAUAAGGUUUUUAAAGACACAAGGAUUCUGAAUACAUCUUUUCUGAGUUAAGCACAAGGCACCCUUCACUACCCACGACAGGAUUAUAGGAUCACAAUGUACCAUGUACUAUGGUGGUAGAAGUUCAGGAGGUGGGCUCAAGGAACUAGUCUCAGCUCUGCUUCUCCUGGUCAGGUUACACUGGGCAAAACUUGAGUCUUGAUUUCUUCAUGUGCUUACUUGCUUCACAAGGUUGUUGUGAGAAUCAGAUGAGAUAUUUCCAAGUGCUUUGUAUACGAGUGUUGACUAAUAUUAAUAAAAGUUAAUAUUAAAUAUAAGAGAAAUACAAUAAUAAUCAAGUUUUGUAAGUAUUCUGAUUAGUACUACUCAUAGUUAUUAACAAUAUACAAAUUUUAAAGGAUUGAGAGAAGUCCUGAAUAAAUUAGAACUUUUUUGUUGUUGGUCUCAGUAUGUUAUGGAGGGUGGGUAGAAGGAAUAUGGGGUUGUGGUAGGGAAUAGGGUUGGUUGGAAGAUCUGCCUCAGAAUUCAAGAGAGAAGGAACCCUAAUAUUAUUUAUUCUCUCCGUUACCUUUGUUUCCUGCAAAGACUCUUACCCAGAUGACUAAUUGGUCCUUACCUCUGCACCUGGUUCAAAUUCUCCACCUAAUUUUUGGGUUGGAUUUGAUAAAGCUAUUUUCUUGAAUAAAUAUUAUCUUAGGGUUGCUUGUUUGGGACUUGUUUGUUUGCAUUUUUUGUCUAGGUAGCAGAUUGGAACAACAUGGCUCAUGACCAGCCCAUGAGCUCCACUUGUUUCCCUGUUGGAAGCUGGAGUCCUACCUAUUGUUGAACUGCACAGUCUGGCUGGCUCACACGGUGUUAGGGAGAGGGAGUCUUGGCAUUAUAGAGUUUGGGCUUUAAAUAAUUGCUUUAGUCAAGUUUCUUUAUUUGAGAACAGUAGAAACCAGCUUAGUUAGAGUAAACAAAGAAGAUGGCAAUUUAAGAAUGCGAGCAUUUCAUGGAAACCAAGGCUAGAGGGGCAGCUGAGUCUAAGACAGGAACUGGAAGGCCAUUAGAAACAUAGACACCCUUUCUUUGUUCUCCUGUUUCAUUCCUCUCACUCUAUCAGAUAUGUGUUCUCUGCUUUCCAGUCCAUGAAGUGAAUGUAGCCACCCCACAGUUACAGUUCCAGGGUCCUGUAAGAUUAACUAGCAAUCUUUCAAUUCCAAAGCUAAGUUACCAGGAAAAUCUGUCAUCUGAUUGGCUCACUUUGGUGCUGGUGCCCAUACCUGGUCCAUUUAAUAGGGCCAGUGGCAUGGGUAAUAUUAUAGUGUAUACAGGACUUUUCAGGACCUAUUGCUAUAAAUAUGGUUAAGUGCAAUAACUGUUAACCAAGAGGUCGGCAGUUCGAAUCCACCAGGCACUCCUUGGAAACCCUAUGGGGCGGUUCUCCUCUGUCCUAUAGGGUCGCUAUGAGUUGGAAUCGACUUGAUGGCAACAGGUUUUUAUCACUAUAAAAGGCUGGGGAGAGGGUACUAUAAGUUCUCUGAGAAUGGGGAAUUGUUAGAAUCUGGGCAAGUACUCCUAAGGGUGGCUUGCUUAAUGUUAUUUUCUCUAAGGGAAGAGGCUGACACAGUAUAAAGUGAUCGGAAGUCUUUAAAUAUAUGUCAGUGGCUGAAAUUUGUUCUAAUAUGUAUACAGUCUGCAUAUCCCUGGCGUGCACCAAAACUUUUGUUUUAGGGCCGCCAGAGAGUUCUGAACUACACACGGUGUCCCCUAUCUUUGACACAUUUUGAAGUAGGGAGCACGUGUUUAAGGCUCUUCUGUAACUGAAUUAUGUAAAGCUUGAGGUCAUCUCUCCAGCCUGUAUUCUACCACACAUGCACACCUGGCUCUCUGAAACAAUGCAAGAUUUCUCCAGGUGUCUUGCAUGUAUUUGCUCCACAUUUCUUUUAUUGUGUCUGACUCCUUCUCUCUCAUUCCACCUCCUCAUCUAAAAAGCUUUCUCCCCACUCCCAUCAGCAGGAUGUUAGGUGUCCAUCUCUGUACUCCUGUCAAGAAUUGCCAUUAAGUCCACUCCAACUCAAGGUGACGCCAUGUGUUUCAGGAUAGGACUGUUGCUCCAUAGGGUUUUCAGUGGCUAAUUUUUUGGAAGUAGAUCAUCAAGCCUUUGUUCUGAGGUGUCUCUGGUUAGGGGUCAAGUCUAUAUUAACUGUACUACUCAAGGACUCCUAUAAUAGGCAACCCUCUAAUGGCACCCACUACACUGUGAUGGACUCAUUCUUUUUCUGGUUUGUUGGUUUCUUCAAGGAGAAUAUUACAGUUCAACCCUAUAUCAACAGUGUCUCAAAAGGGCCUACCACAUAGAAGGCGCUCAGUAAACGGGGCAAAUGAAUAAAUGAAUAAAAUGAACCUCAGCUCUGGAAUGUCUGGCUUUAUAAUUUCUUGUCAUACUUUGAACAGCUGUAGUGUAAAAGUUAAGAGUACAGGCUCUGUCAUGGAUUGAAUUGUGUCCCCAAAAAUGUAUGUCAGUAUGGCUAGGUCUUGAUUCCUAGUAUUGUGUGAUUGUCCACCAUUUUGUCAUCUAAUGUGAUUUUCCUCUGCGUUGUAAAUCCUACCUCUAUGAUGUUAAUGAGGCGGGAUUAUUGGCAGUUAUGCUAAUGAGGCAGGACUCAAUCUACAGAUUAGACUGUGUCUUAAAUCAAUCUCUUUUGAUGUAUAAAAGAAGUGAGCAGUGAGACUUGGGGAUCUCACACCGCCAAGAAACAAGAGCCAGGAGAAUAGCGUGUCCUUUGCACCCCCGGUCCCUGCACUGAGAAGCUCCUCGACCAGAGGAGGAUUGAUGAGAAGGACCUUCCCCCAGAACCGACAAAGAGAGAAAGCCUUCCCCUGGAGCUGACAUCCUGAAUUUGGACUUGUAGCCUACUAGACUGUGAGGGAAUAAAUUUCUCUUUGUUAAAGCCAUCUACUUGUGAUAUUUCUGUUAUAGCACCACUAGAUUUCUGGGUUCAUAUCCCAUCUCUGCUCAGUUUCCUAGCUAUGUGAGCUUGGAAAAUUAACCUCUGUGUGCUUAGUUCCCUCAGCUAUAGGUGGUAUUAUGAUGGUGCCUACGUCAGAGUAGUUGUGGGAUUAAAUGAGUUAAUAUAUGUUGAAUAUUUAAAGCCUAGCACCUAACAAAUGCUCGAUAAAUGCUAGUAAUUAUCAGCCAUCUAAAUCACACCCAUGAAGAUCAUGGUCUCGGGGAACAUCUAUCUCAAUCGGCAUAACACAGUUUAUAAAGGAAAUGUUCUACAUUCUACUUUGGUGAGUAAUGUCUGGGCUCUUAAAAGCUUGUGAUUGGCCAUCUAAAAUAUUCCACUGGUCUCACCCCAUCUGGAACAAGGGAGAAAGAAGAAAACCAAAGGCACAAGGGAAAGAUUAGUCCAAAGGAUUAACGGACCACAACUGCCAUGGCCUCCACCAGAUUGAGUCCAGUACAGGUAGAUGGUGCCUGGCUACCACCACUGACUGCUCUGAAAGGGAUCACAAUAGAGGGUUCUGGACAGAGCUGGAGAAAAAUGUAGAACAAAAUCCUAACUCACACACACACAAAAAAAAGACCAGACUUAUUGGCCUGACAAAGACUGGAGAAGCCCCGAGAGUACUGCCCCCAGACACCAUUUUAGCUCAGUACUAAAGUCACUCCUGAGGUUCACCCUUCAGCCAAAGAUUAAACAGGCCCAUAAAACAAAACAAGACUAAAGGGGCACACCAAUCCCGGGGCAAGGACUAGAAGGGAGGAGAUGACAGGAAAGCUGGCAAUAGGGAACCCAAAGUUGCAGAGGCGGAAUGUUAACAUGUUGGGGGGUUGUUAACCGAUGUCACAAAACAAUAUGUGUACUAAUUGUUUAAUGAGAAGCUAGUUUUUUUUUUCUGUAAACCUUCAUUUAAGGUACAAUUAAAAAAAAGAAAAAGGUAAGCAUAAAAUAAAUAAAUCACCCCCAUGAAACUUUUAUAAGUUCAGGUGUGUUUCAUUAGCAAUAUGUUCUACAAGAAUGGUUUCUUAGUUUUCUAGUGCUGCUAUAACAGAAAUACCACAAAUGAGUGGCUUUAACAAACAGAAAUUUGUUUUCUCACAGUUUAGGAGAUUAGCAGUCCAAAUUCAGGGUGCUGGCUCUAGGAGAAAGCUUCCUCUCUCUGUAACUCUGCCCUCUUUUGAACUUCAUGUGGCUUGGCAUCUCUCACUUGUUUAAUCUCUUUAAUAUCUCAAAAGAGAUUGACUCAAGAUACACCCUACACUAAUUCUGCCCCAUUAACAUAACAAAGACCACCAAUCCCCAAAUGGGAUUAUAACCACAAGCGUAGAGGUUAGGAUUCGAAACACAUAUUUUGAGGGAACGCCAUUCAAGCAAUAAAAAUGGUUAGUGUUCUCAGCAGUCAUUGACCUUUAAAAGAGUUUCAUGUGGUUUUUGCCUAGUUGUUGUUAGGUGCUGUUGAGCCCAUUCCGACUCAUAGCGACCCUAUAAACAACAGUACGAAACACUGCCGAGUCCUGAACCAUCCUCCCAAUCGUUAUUAUGCUUGAGGCCAUUGUUGCAGCCACUGUGUCAAUCCAUCUCGUUGAGGGUAUUCCUCUUUUUCACCGACCCUCUACUUUACCAUGCAUGAUGUCCCUCUACAGGGACUGGUCCUUCCUGAUAACCUGUCCAAAGUAUGCUUGCAAUGAGCAUUCUGGCUGCACUUCUUCCAAAAUAGAUUUGUUCUUUCUUCUGGCAGUCCAUGGUAUAGUCAAUAUUCUUCACCAACGUCAUAAUUCAAAGGCAUUGACUCUUCUUCAGUCUUCUUUAUUCAUUGUCCAGCUUUCACAGGCGUAUGUGGUGACUGAAAACACCAUGGCUUGGGUCAGGCACACCUUAGUCCUUAAAAUGACAUCUUUGCUUUUUAACACUUUAAAGAGGCCUUUUGCAGCAGAGUUGCCCAAUGCAAUGUAUCAUUUGACAUCUUAACUGCUGCUUCCAUGGGUGUUGAUUGUGGAUCCGAGUAAAAUGAAAUCCUUGACAACUUCAGUCUUUUCUCUGUUUAUCGUGUUGUUGCUUAUUGGUCCAAUAGUGAGGAUUUUUUUUUCUUUUCGUUGAAGUGUAAUUUAUACUGAAAGCUGUGAUCUUUGAUCUUCAUCAGGAAGUGCUUCAAGUCCUCUUCAUUUUCAGCAAUUGAGGUUGUAUCAUCUGUAUAUUGAAGGCUGUUAAUGAGUCUUCCUCCCAUCCUGAUGAUGCAUUCUUCUUCAUAUAGUUCAGUUUCUUGAAUUUGCUGAGCAUACAGAUCAAAUAAGUAUGGUGAAAGGGUACAACCCUGACCCACACCUUUCUUGAUUUUAAGCCACCCGGUACUCCCUUAUUCUGCUUGCAUGACUGCUUCUUGGUCUAUGUAUAGGUUCCUCAUGAGCACAAUUAAGUGUUCUGAAAUUCCCAUUCUUCACAAUAUUAUGCAUAAUUUGUUAUGAUCCACACAGUCGAAUGCUUUUGCAUACUAAAUAAAACACAGGCAAACAUCUUUCUGGUAUUCUCUGGUUUCAGCCACGAUCCAUUUGACAUCAGCAACGAUGACCCUCAUUCCAUGUCCUCUUCUGAAUCCACUUUGAAUUUCUGGCAGUUUCCUGUUGAUGUACUUCUGCAACUGCUUUUAAAUGAUCAUCAGUAGUGAUAUUGAUCGAUAAUUUCCACAUUCUGUUGGCUUAUGUUUCUUUGGAAUAGGCAUAAAUAUGGAUCUCUUUCAGUCAGUUGGCCAGGUAGGUGUCUUCCAAAUUUCUUGGCCUAGAUGAGUGGGCACUUCCAGCGCUGCAUCUGUUUGUUGAAACAUCUCAAUUGGUGUUCCGUCAAUUCCUGGAGCCUUGUUUUUUGCCAAAGCCUUCAGUGCAGCCUGGCCCUCUUCCUUUAGUACCACUGGGUCUUGAUCAUAUGCUACCUCCUGAAAUGGUUGAACGUCGACAAAUUCUUUUUGGUACAGUGACUCUGUGUAUUCCUUCCAUCUUCUUUUGAUGCUUCCUGUGUUGUUCAAUAUUUUGCCCGUUAAAAAAAAAAAAAAAAACAUUUCCUUCGAGUUGAUUCCAACUUAUAGCGACCCUAUAGGACAGAGUAGAACUGCCCCAUAGUCUUUCCAAGGAGUGCCCGGUGGAUUCUAACUGCUGACCUUUUGUUUAGCAGCCACAGUGCUUAACCACUACCCCACCAGGGUUUCCAUUUUUCCCAUAGAAUCCUUCAAUAUUGCAAUGCAAGGCUUGAAUUUUUUCUUCAGUUCUUUCAGUUUGAAAAAUGCUGAGUUUGUUCAUCCCUUUUCAUUUUCAAACUCCAGGUCUUUGCACAUUUCAUUAUAAUACACUACUUUGUCUUCUUGAGUCUCACUUUGAAAUCUUCUGUUCAGCUCUUUGACUUCAUCAUGUCUUCCAUUUGCUGUAGGAAGUUACUCUACAUUCAAGAGCAAAUUUCAGAGUCUCUUCUGACAUCCAGUUUGCUCUUUUUUUUUCUUUCUUGUCUUUUUAACCACCUUUUGCUUUCCUUGUCUAUGAUGUCCUUGAUGUCUUUCCAGAACUUCUCUGGUCUUUGGUCAUUAGCGUUCAAUGCAUCAGGUCUGUUCUUGAGAUGGUCUCUAAAUUCAGGUGGGAUAUAGUGAAGGUUGUACUUUGGUUCUCGUGGACUUCUAAUUUUCUUCAGCUUUAACUUGAAGUUGCAUAUGAGCAAUUGAUAGCCUGUUCCAUAGUCGGCCCCUGGCUGACAACAUUGAGCUUCUCCAUCAUCUUUUUCCACAGAUGUAGUCCAUUUGAUUCCUGUGUAUUUCAUCUGAUGAGGUCCAUGUGUAUAGUCACCAUUUAUAUUGGUGCAAAAAAGUAUUUGCCGUGAAGAAGUCAUUGGUCUUGAAAAAUUCUGUCAUGCGAUCUCCAGCAUCAUCUCUAUCACCAAGGCCAGAUUUUCCAACUACCAAUCCUUCUUUUCUGUUUCCAACUUUCAAAUUUCAAUCACCAGUAAUUUAUCAAUACAUCUUGAUUGCAUGUUUGAUCAAUUUUGGACUGCAGAAGUUAGUAAAAAUCUUCAAUUUCUUCGUCUUUGAAAUUGGUGGUUGGUGCAUAAAUUUGAAUAAUAGUCAGAUUAACUGGUCUUCUUUGUAGGCAUAUGGAUAUUAUCCUAUCACUGACAUCAUUGUACUUCAGGAUAGAUCUUGAAAUGUUCUUUUUGUUGAUGAAUGCAACACCAUGCCUCUUCAAUUUGUCCUUCCCAUCAUACUAGACCAUAUGAUUGUUUGAUUCAAAAUGGCCAUGUUUAUGCAUUCCAUUUUAUUUCUGAUGACUUCCAACUUUCCUAGAUUCAUACUUCGUACAUUCCACGUUCUGAUUAUUAAUGGAUAUUUGCAGAUGUUUCUUCUCAUUUUGAGUCAUGCCACAUCAGCAAAUUAAGAUCCUGAAAGCUUAAUUCCAUCCAUGUCAUUAAGGUCAACUCUACUUGGAGAAGGCAACUCUUCCUCAGUUAUAUUUUGAGUGCCUUCUUUUUUUUUUUUCCAACAUGAGGGGCUCAUCUUCUGGCAAUAUAUAAGACAAUGUUCUGCUGCUAUUCAUAAGGUUUUCACGGGCCAGUUUUUUUCAAAAGUAGACUGCCAGGUCCUUCUUCCUAGUUUGUCUUAGUCUGGAAGCUCCACUGAAACCUGUCAUCCAACGGUGCCUCUGCAAGUAUUUGUGAAACCAGUGGCAAAGCUUCCAGUAUCAUAGCAACAUGCAAGUCAUCCCUGUAUGACAAACUGACAGAUACGUGGAGUGGUUAUAAUUAAAAAAGAGAGAAUAACAAAUGUUGGCAAGGAUGUGGAGAAAUGGGAACCCUCAUACAUGGCUGGUGAGAAUCUAAAAUGAUACAGACAUUUAAGAAACUAAUUUGGCAGUUUCUUAAAAAGUUAAACAUAGAGUAUGAUACAAUCCAACAUUUAAUACAAACAUGUGAUUCAACAAUUCCAGUCCUUGGUGUAUACCCAAGAGGACUGAAACAUAUGUCCACACAAAGACACACAUGUUCUAACAACUUUAUUCACAAUAGCCAGAAAUUGGAAAAAAGCUAAAUAUUCCUUAACAGGACAAUGGACAGACAAAAUAUGGUAUGUUAAUACAAUGGAAUAUUAUUCAGCAAAAAAAGGGAAAAUGUUACUGAUAUAUGCUAUAAUGUGAACAAACAUUUUAAAUCCUUAUACUAAGUGAAAGAAGCCAGACACAAGAGAUUUGAUUUAUAUGAAAUGUGCAGAAAAAUAAAAUAUAUAGAGGCAGAAAGUAGAUUAGUGGUUGCCUGAUGCUGGUGUUGGGUGGGAGAAGAUUGACUAACAAUAAAUAUGGGGCAUUGUACUGGAGAGAUAGAAAUGUUCUAGAGUGGCUUUAUGUUGCUGGUUGCACAACUUGGUAAAAUUACUAAAAAUCAACUAUUGAAUUGUACACUUGAAAUGGUAUACAAAAUAUGCCUUAAUAAAGUAGGAGAGGGAGAGAGAUUGAGAACAGGGCUGGAUCCAGGCUGUUCAGAUCUGAAACCUGGGCUCUGCUAACUAGCUGUGUCAUCUCAGGCAAACCUAACCUCUCUUUUUCUCAGUUUCCUGUCAAUAAAAUUGGGGAAAAUAAUGUUACUCUCCUAAGAGAGGAGCCCCUGGGUGGUGCAAACAGUUAAUGUUCUCAGCUGUUAGCCAAAAAUUUCGAGGUUUGAGUUCACCCAGAAUAACCUCAGAAGAAAGUCCUGACAAUCCAGCACCAAAAAAAAUCUGCAGUUGAAAAUCCUGUGGAGCACAGUUCUACCCUGACGCACGUGGGGUUGCCCUGAGUGGGAAAUGACUCAAUGGCAACUAGUUUUUAGUUUAUCCUAACGAAAGUGUUAAGAAGAUUGUGAUAAUACAUAAAGACUGCUUAGUAUAGAGUUUGAAGCAUAGAACAGCUCAGUUAAUCUUAGCAACAAUAACAAUAAUAAUAAUAGCUAUUAUUGGUAGUAGUAUUUAACCCUGGUAUUGCAGUGGUUAAGCAUUUGGCCACUAACUGAAAGGUCAGCAGUUGGUGGUUUGAACCCAUCAGCUGCUUGGUGGGAGGAAGGUGUGGCAGUCUGCUUCCCUAAAGAUUACAAACUUGAAAACUCUAUGGGGCAGUUCUACUCUGUCUUGUAGGGUCACUAUGAGUCAGAGUCAACUUGAUGACUGCGUUAUUUAACCUCCUGAGGCUCCAGCUCUGAUUUAGUUUAACUUAAUUCAAACAUUGGAGAAGGAUUUGCCUACUGGCUUUUCCUUGCCAGUGACUGGUCCGGUGGCAAUGACUUCUGGGAAAUCUGAGAGCCUAAAGCACAUGGCUUGUCAGUCAUCUGCAGACUGGUGAAUUGGAGCAAAGGAGCCUCAUGGAUGAGGGCUGCUUCUUGAUGGCAGCAUCACUGAUGGAGGCAUCAUCCUGCUACUCAUAAAAUGUGGGCACAAUGAGUGAUAUUUCAACCCCAGUCCAACAAGUAGUUAGGUUACACCCACUAUAUGCCAGGCCCUACUGGGGAGAAUAACAGGUUAUUUGGAGGUACAGAGGAAGGACUCCUAACCAUGUCUAUAAGUAUUUCUAGAGGAGGUAGUGUCUUAGUGGGCCUUCAGGGUCCCUAGAAGUUACUCAGAUAAAGAGAGUUACCCAGACAGAAGGAACAGGUUGGGUGAAGCCCCAGAGGCAAUAGGGAGCUUGCUGAGUGCAGUGAACUGCUGAUAUAGAAAGCAGAGUGACAAGGAACAAGUUUGGAUAGGGGGACUGUGAUUGUUUAGACAACUAUAUGGUAAAAGAGCCAGUUCACACAAGACCACCCUCAUUUCUUACACCAAUUACAAGUUUGGGAGGUUCCCAAAAUCACUCUCACGUUUGAGAAUUCACUGGAAGGACUCGCAGAACUCACUGAAAGCUGUCAUAGUCACAGUUAUGGUUUAUUACCAGGAAAAAAAGAUGUAGCUUAAUACCAGCCAAAGGAAAAAGCACAUUGGGCAAAGUUCAGGAAAAGUUUAAAGCACAAAAUUCUGUUCUCCUCUCCCUAUGGAGUCAUGGACAGUGUUAUUUUUCUGGUAUCAAUGUGUGACAACACAUGUGGAGUAUUGCCAGUCAGGGAUGCUCACCCAAGCUUCAGUGUCCAGAGUUUUUAUUGAAUCUCCAUCAUGUAGACAUGAUUGAUUGCCCACAUGGCUGAUCUCAGUCUCCAGACCCUCUGAAAGUUGACUGAUACUGUGUGGCCCAAAGUCCCUACCCUAAGUCACAUUGUUAGUCUUUCUGGAGUGGCAAGCCCCUACCCUGAGACCAUCCAGUGUGGCCAGCUCUGCCCCCACCCCCCCCACCAAGGUCAUAGUGUUAGACUGUCUGGUGACCCAAGGUCUCUAGGCAAAGACAUGCCUAUCAGAAGGACCAUCUUCCAGAGACUAAGGAUAAAACUCAGACCUUGUUUUGGACAAGGUUAAAUUCUUCAGUACACAGGGCCAUGUUUGCCACAGUAAAGAACUACGUUUAUCCUGAGCACAACAAGGAGUCAGUGAAGAGAAGUCAGCAGGUUCCGUGGCUGGGUCGGUUAUCUUCUGGUCCCAAUGGCACCUACGCACCAUGCCUUGAGAGAUCUUGCUGUGUUGAUCAGGAGCAAAUAAAUGCCCUCUUAGAUGUUUGUGGCCUGGAUUUUGCAUUUAGCCUACUCAGGUGCAAGUGUGUUCUGCCUGGGACCACAUCCCACUAGCAGUCUGGUUGAAAAACUGUUUCAUGUCUCCCAGGAGGGCACGAAAGACAUAAAGCGAUGGCUGAGAGCCUGUCUGCAGGGCCAGCACUCAGGAAAGCAGUGGACUUGUAAAUGUUUAAUAAACUUCACUCUGGGUGCCUGCUCUGGCCAAAAGCCCAUUAACAAGCCCAAGUGGCUAAGGGGCAGGUAAUGUGCCCGUUACUAUAGCAUCACCUUGGAAAAUCUCACUCAGUGAGAGCCCAGCUGAGCUCCGGUAGGGCAGGAGGGGACUGUGAUCAGAGUGCAGGAGGGGCUGGAGGCAGGCCACAGAUGCUGGUGCUGGUCUUGGGACUCCUCGUGGGCUGGAACCCACUUUAGCUUCUCCAGCUGCAGCCCCUGGGAGGGAGAGAGGCUGUGCUCAGUCUGAGAGUGGCUGCCUGAGACAGCGGCCACAGGCUGCUGCUGAGCCUGCAGCUUGUUCAAGGGGCUGAGUUUCCAGCCAGACACACCUUGGCAUUUUUUUUUGUGGGGGAGGGUCUCAUCUUGAGAGAUCUGGACUGGAUUUCAUCUCCUUUUUGAUUUUAAGUCAUUACCUCCAUGAGAACUGACUUCAAGGUGUUCAGCAAGGCAAACAGAGUGGUCCCCAUGCUGGAAACGAGAAAGGAUGACAGUUUCUGAGACUGACUUUUAACAGCUCCAAGGUGCCCGAUUCAAAAUGCCUUUUAAAGCUCUUGAUGCCUUGAAAGAAAAAUUUGUGAAACCUGGAAAGGAAGGAGUGAAGAAAGCCAUGGGAAAUUCGUUGGGGAUUUUGCAAAGAAAAAUUGAUGGAACCAAUGAGGAAGAAGAUAAUAUUGAGCUGAAUGAAGAAGGAAGGCCAGUGCAGACUUCCAGGCCGAGCCCCCCACUGUUUGACUGCCACUGUUGUGGCAUCCCCAAGCGUUACAUCAUCGCCAUCAUGAGCGGGCUGGGAUUCUGCAUUUCCUUUGGGAUUCGGUGCAAUCUUGGAGUUGCCAUCGUGGAAAUGGUCAACAACAGCACUGUGUAUGUUGAUGGAAAACCAGAAAUUCAGACAGCACAGUUUAACUGGGAUCCAGAGACGGUGGGCCUUAUCCACGGAUCUUUUUUCUGGGGUUAUAUUGUGACACAGAUUCCAGGUGGUUUCAUUUCAAACAAGUUUGCUGCCAACAGGGUCUUUGGAGCAGCCAUUUUCCUAACGUCGACUUUAAACAUGUUCAUUCCUUCUGCGGCCAGAGUGCAUUACGGCUGUGUGAUGUGUGUCAGAAUUUUACAAGGUCUAGUGGAGGGUGUGACCUACCCAGCCUGCCAUGGGAUGUGGAGCAAGUGGGCACCACCUUUGGAGAGAAGCAGACUGGCCACAACCUCUUUUUGUGGUUCCUAUGCAGGGGCAGUGGUUGCCAUGCCCCUGGCUGGGGUUUUGGUGCAGUACAUUGGAUGGUCCUCUGUCUUUUAUAUUUAUGGUAUGUUUGGGAUUAUUUGGUACAUGUUUUGGCUGUUGCAGGCCUAUGAGUGCCCGGCAGCUCAUCCAACAAUAUCCAACGAGGAGAGGACCUAUAUAGAGACAACUAUAGGAGAAGGAGCCAAUAUAGUCAGUCUAAGUAAAUUUAAUACACCAUGGAAAAGGUUUUUCACAUCACUGCCGGUUUAUGCAAUCAUUGUGGCAAAUUUCUGCAGAAGCUGGACCUUUUAUUUGCUGUUAAUAAGCCAGCCUGCUUAUUUUGAAGAGGUCUUUGGAUUUGCAAUAAGUAAGGUGGGUCUCUUGUCGGCAGUCCCACACAUGGUUAUGACAAUUAUUGUGCCUAUUGGAGGACAACUGGCUGAUUAUUUGAGAAGCAGAAAAAUUUUGACCACAACUGCUGUGAGAAAAAUCAUGAACUGUGGAGGUUUUGGCAUGGAGGCAACCUUACUUCUGGUGGUUGGCUUCUCCCAUACCAAAGGGGUGGCUAUCUCCUUUCUGGUGCUUGCCGUGGGAUUUAGUGGCUUUGCUAUUUCAGGUUUCAAUGUCAAUCACCUGGACAUUGCUCCCCGUUAUGCCAGCAUUCUCAUGGGGAUCUCAAAUGGAGUAGGAACCCUCUCUGGAAUGGUCUGUCCCCUCAUUGUUGGUGCAAUGACCAAGCACAAGACCCGAGAGGAAUGGCAGAAUGUGUUCGUCAUAGCUGCCCUGGUACACUACAGUGGCGUGAUCUUUUAUGGGGUCUUUGCCUCUGGGGAGAAACAGGAGUGGGCUGACCCUGAGAAUCUCUCUGAGGAGAAGUGUGGAAUCAUUGACCAAGAUGAAUUAGCUGAGGAGACAGAACUCAACCAGGAGAGGUUUGCAAGUCCGCGAAAGAAGAUGUCUUAUGGGGCCAUGACCCAGAAUUGUGAAGUCCGAAAGAAUGAAUGGAGAGGGCACAGAGGAGAGACUCUUAUUGAGGAAGAGCUGACGUCUUACCAGAACGAAGAAGGAAAUUUCUCAGAUGCAUCCUAAUGUCUGAGGGGCACCUCAUCUUCUCCUUACUGUAGAACCAGAAAUUAUCCAUACCUAUUAUUACCUUCUCCAUAGUUGGGCUUUUGCCAGAGGUCCAAGUAUGGGGACACUAGAGAUAGGCAAGGGGUGGGGAAGAGAUUUUAUCAGCAAUAGAGAAAAGAGAGCUAUUAUCUUGCAGUGACAUUUAUGGUUAUGGAGCUUGAUCUCAGUUGAUAAAACAGACACAUAUUUUUUUUUUUUUUUUAAACUGGCAAUUGGCCCUUCUCUCAAAGAAUUGAACUUGUUCAGAAAGGAAUGAUUAGAAGAACAAGGGAGAAAAUACCAUGUUGUUGAAAGAAACAUUGAAGGAAAUGGGGCUAUUUGGCCUGAAGGAGAGUAAGCUUAAUAGUUGCCACCACGACUUUGAGAGUGGCCACGCACCUGUGGGCUUCACGUUCCUAAUAAAGGCUGCUGCUUGUGGAGGCCCUAUUUUGUCCCAGGUCUUUAUAAGCAUUCUCAGUAACUCUCCACACCCCUAUGAGUUACAUUUCUUACCUGCAUUUUACAGCUGAAGAAACCGAAGCAACAAGAGAUUAGUUUGCCCAAGGCCAUGCUUCGAGGUGGUAGUUUUGAGGAGGGAGAUUUCAGCCUGGUGUAGAGAAGAACUUUCUAAUAACGAGUACUGUCUGAAAUUGGAAUAUAUUGUCUUCUGGGUAGCUCCCUAUUUUGGCAGUAGUGGGGGAUGAGAAGGAAUUUUGAUUGAUAUCGCAGAGAGGAUUCAAACAGUAUACGAAGGAGGGACUGGAUUCAAAGACACUUAGGGUUCCUACAUGAUCCAAAGAGUCAGAUGAGUCUAUGACUUCAUAGCUUUUUAAGAUAAUAAAGGUCACAGAUGACACAAGAGAUUCAAAUAUGUUAAAAAGAAAAAGUUAAUUGAGAAAGCCAUAUAUCCAGGAAUCCAAUGGUCAGAAUGGCUGGGAAGAAUUUAAAAAGGGCUUGGCCAUUAAAUUCAACCCUUCAUGAUAUCAGGAAUGUGGUUAAGUAAUAUCUCAACUUACUUAUAAACCUUUAAAACAUUUACUAACUUAAGAAGUGUGUUCACAAAUUAUAAUAAUUAAAACCUUUCUGAAAGAGUCUUCCAUUAAAAAAACUACGUCUUUAGCUUUUUCUGCUGGUGAUCAUAUUGGGAUGUGUGGUUAAAUUUGAAAAUAAUUUAAAAAAACAAAACUCAUUGCCAUAGGAUCAAAGUAUUCCUAAUGCUUCUAUUGGGAGCAAUAUUUAGGGAAAUCACAAUAAUGUAGCAGUAGUUAUACAGGAAAUUGCUAGGAUAAAAACAUCUGGGACAGCUUGCUCCAUUGUUAAUGCUGGAAAAUUCAACUUUGAUUCCAUAAGGAAAUAACAUGGAUACUUUCUAGAUCUACUUAAUAAUCUAAUGUUGGCAUGUAAUGGGGCCAUUUGAAAAUAAAAUUAUUUUCCUGUUUGUUGUUUUUGAAAAUUUUAUUUCUACUUUCAGAAGAAAUACAUAAUAUUGUGGACAAAAAGUUAUAGGUUUGUUUGUAGUUUAUUAUUGUAAAAUGUUUUUUUUCUUUUUUUUUUCCAGUUUCUCUCCUGUGUAUUUUUGGUCCCUGGUUGUAUCAGAGGACUUACAGUGUAUUUUAUAAAAAGAAUUAUUUUGGAAAAGAUAGUUUCCUGACUCUCCAUUAAAUAAUAUUCUUUGAUUCAUUGGUAUAUAGUUUAUGUUAUCAGACAACUUAAAUCUCUUUAAUGAGUAAAUCUGUGUAAUCUCUUAGGACAUUUUCUGGCAUGUAGAAAGUGCUCAAUGAAUAUUAGAAUAAUUAUCAUCUUUCAACCUUUUUGGAAACUUUUCAUUUGAAAAGAUAGUAUGUAUGUCAUUUUCACACAUUAGCCACAGAGUUUAUUGUGAAAAUUGUGCUGUUUUCUAAGUAAAAAGAAAAUUAGAAAUUUAUGGUAGCAGGUUUUUUUUCUUGUGUUAAUAAAGUCAAAUAAUUAUAAAAAUCUCACAAUAAUCUUUAAAGUAAUAUUGUAGAUUGUGAAACAAAUUUGUAUUUACUCCAUUAUUUAAAGUUGGUGCCAUAUACAGGAAUGUAAAAUGGUAUCACCACUUUGGAAAUUGAUUUGGCGCUUCCUUAAAAAGCUAGAAAUAGAACUACCAUAUGAUCCAGCAAUCCUGCUCCUUGUAAUAUAUCCUAGAUAAAUAAGAGCCUUUACAUGAACAGAUAUAUGCACACCCAUGUUCAUUACAGCCCUGCUUACAAUAGCAAAAAUGUGG
This is a messenger RNA of Loxodonta africana (African savanna elephant), 21855 nucleotides long. RefSeq names its product solute carrier family 17 member 8 (gene SLC17A8). Gene Ontology annotation, molecular function: neurotransmitter transmembrane transporter activity; L-glutamate transmembrane transporter activity. Gene Ontology annotation, biological process: synaptic transmission, glutamatergic; regulation of synapse structure or activity; monoatomic anion transport. Gene Ontology annotation, cellular component: excitatory synapse; synaptic vesicle membrane. Bases 17817 to 19586 code for a protein of 589 amino acids. The transcript is spliced from 12 exons. The record is from RefSeq and is a predicted model, not a curated record. NCBI's taxonomy places the organism in Eukaryota, Metazoa, Chordata, Mammalia, Proboscidea, Elephantidae.